AUGACGGCGUCUACGCCCUCCACCCUAUCCCGCUCUAGGAACGCUAUAUUGUUCCUCGCCGGCGUAUCCGCUGCAUACGCGACAUAUCUCAUCGUCACCAACGUCCAGAGCCCCGGCGCAGGCGAUGGCCUCCAGCGCAGCAAUGCGGUCCGUAGACGGCGCCCACGCGACCAGCCAUCGGCACCCUCACUCCCUCUGAACGAACGAGACAUACCAUUUCUAGGCCUAUACGACCUACUCGGCUACCAAGUUCCGCUUGACCCUCGCAAUCUGGGCACGCCAGGCGAGUUACGCGACACGAUCCUGCGCGCGCAGCCACACGCCGACAAUGAGACGGUAGAGCGUCUCACCGAGAGCUUCUACAGCGAGUUCCUCGACCGGUUACUAGUCGUACUCUACCCAGACCGCGCUCUGUCCCCGUCGCAGGCAGAUGAUAUCCGAAUCUGGCUGCAACAUCGCAACCCCGAUAACGCAGGAGUGGAUCGUGCUGCAGUAGCCCGCGCUGCGGCAAGGCAUGCGCAGAUAUUCCCUCCCGGUGACAACAUUGCUCUCGAUGACGCCGAGAGCGUCGCAGCUACCGACCUGUCGUUGGGAAGCGACGAGGACGCGGAUGACGCUAUCGAUCCCGAAGGCCAAACCCUCCAGCGCACGUUAUACCACAUUGCGGAAGAUCGCGCAAGACUCGAGGGCGUCAUACAUCGUGGCAUAACAUGCAAUGGAUGCGACGAGAAGCCCAUCCGCGGAACCAGGUGGCACUGCGCCAACUGCCCGGACUUCGACCUGUGCUCCAACUGCGAAGCAACCAACUCGCAUUACAAGAACCACAUCUUCUACAAGGUCCGCGUACCUGCCCCAUAUCUGAGCCUCCAGAAACAGGAACCGCUCUACCCCGGCAAGCCUCACAUGAUGAGCCCCUCGAUCGACCCAGCCCUCAAGAGACGCCUCGUAGCCGAGACCAAGAUGGAAGCAGAAGAGAUUGAGGCACUGUGGGACCAAUUCACUUGUCUCGCAGGCUCCGAGUGGGCGGGUGAUACAACUGGAGUAGGAUGGGCCAUCGAUCGACGCGACUUCAACCACGCUUUCAUCCCUCGCUAUAACGGCUUCGUCGCCGCACCGAACCUCGUCUACGAUCGCAUCUUCGCAUACUAUGACACGGACAAGAAUGGCCUCAUCGGGUUUGAUGAGUGGGUCAAGGGUCUGGACGGCAUGCACGAUUCUGAUGUGAAUGUCAAGGCCAGAAUAGUCUUCAACGGAUACGACAUCGAUGAAGAUGGCUACAUAUCGCGCAAGGACGUACUACGCAUAUUUAGGGCAUACUACGCCAUCGAGAAGGAGGCUACACGAAACUACAUCUCAGAGCUGCAGGACGAAGUGACUGUGCGAACAGCUUUGGACACAAUACGCUCUAGUCAGCCACUUGGCUCUGCUUUUACGCCCCGCAAUAUGGCUGCCUCGAACACGAACAACCGCCGACUACAGCAGAAGCGUGAAGAAGACGCAAUUACGACUCCACCGCUGCUUGAGCACAAUAGCGAUGUAGCAGGCCGGGCUGAGAUGAUCGGGACCGCAGGUGUUCAUCACGUCGCACCCACCUAUACACGGCAAACGCCAGGGGAACAACAGGCGGACAUCGUCACUCGGAGAUGGGCCCGCAGGCAAUACUACAUCGACGAAGAAGAAGGUUUAACGCGGCCCGAAGGGUUUGAGGAAUCAGACCCUGAUGAGCCAGAGACUGCCGAUGGGGUGAACGGAAUGACUGAAGCCGCAGACACAAAUGGAGACUUGGCCCGCAACAGGAGCUCGCGGUCAUCUUCAAGGGUCCGCUUCCAGGACGACGUGGAGAUGGACACACGCUCCAACGCCUCAUCAUCCAGGCCCGUCGGAGAGCGAUGGGGUGGCUAUGAGAUACCCGAGCCCGAACAAGAUCUUGGCAAAGAGGUACUGUAUCAGGUUACGCAGCAGGCUUUUAACGAAUUGCUUAACCCGCUUUUCCUUGAGAAAGAAGACAUGGCCAUGGACGCACACGAGAUGCGCAGCGAGCGUCGCGCGAAGGCAGCCGCUAUCGACGAGCUGACUGUGCACCACUUCACAGAGAGUAAGGCUGCUGUCGAAGCCAUAGUUCACGUCGGUGCCUUUCGAUACUCCAAGUGCAUGAUCGACAAAUUCUGUCGGGCCCUUAACCAUGUACGUCCUAUUAAAAGCUUAUUCCGCAACGGUACCGACGAUACGCCAUGCACUCAAGAAGAAGCAUGCCGAGUAGUCGAAGAACUCUACGACAGUGUGGAAGCGAAAGUGCUCCAAUCCGUGAAGGUUUCCAGGCCCACAAAUGUUGACAACAUGACGACGUGGAACACUUUGUUGAUCAGGUCACGGCUUCGAUCAGAGGUUGUCGAUGCUACCAUGGAGUGUAUAGACAACAAAGGCUGGCUGAUACCACCACUCGUGAAUGAGAGUCUGCCUAGUAUUCACAGGGAUCCUACCAUGCCUCAAUUCCGGCCGAACUCGUCCAAUCUUCCACCUGCAGCGACUUUGCAGACUACCUCGGACAGCUCUUCAAAUAGUAGUGUCACUUCCGACACUGAUACAUCCUCGAUAACCUCGGGCGAAGAUAUUAUGAAUCGUUGUUUCUUCAUCGCGGCAGGCCACGAUGGCCUGGAACGUUAUCCGGGGCAAAGAUCCGUUGGCGAAAUUGAGCCCCUGAUACUUGAUGGUAUGGACUCUUCUGUUGGGGCUCCUCCGCCUGACUCUUCGGUGCAACAGCAAGAUAAAGAGGACGAUCCUUACACGAUCAACUGGCGAUGGUACACCGACAAUCCAGAGUUGUACUAUCUCUUCGCUCAAGACUCUGAGGGCGUGGACACAUUUCUUUGCGCUCAUAACCCGAUCAAUCAUUCCGCGAGUCCACAUGAUCCGGAGGCGAAUCAACUUAAGCCGUUGCAGCGCUCCAUUCGACAGCUCGCUAUGAACCCGAAGUCCAACUUACAUCUCAUAAUGCUAGCGAGUCUUGAGGCUGUUGAGCAAGAGAUUGACGAGCGAAAAGGAAGCGGGCUGGUUAACUUCGAGGAGUUUUUGGAACUUAUGAGGCAGGGCAGAUUGAAAUUCCUUGAGGCUUGGAUGGAAUGGGUAAGCAUGUGA
Messenger RNA from Alternaria novae-zelandiae, 3135 nucleotides. RefSeq lists its product as uncharacterized. Lineage: Eukaryota; Fungi; Ascomycota; Dothideomycetes; Pleosporales; Pleosporaceae. Gene Ontology annotation, molecular function: zinc ion binding; calcium ion binding. The transcript has a single exon. Gene Ontology annotation, cellular component: intracellular membrane-bounded organelle; membrane; cytosol. The record is from RefSeq and is a predicted model, not a curated record. Bases 1 to 3135 code for a protein of 1044 amino acids.